AUGGAGGAGCAUUUUGUGUUGCGGUUACCACCGUCGCUGGCUUCGCGAAUGGACCGCGUGCUGCGGGAAGACCCUACGGCCGCCGCCGACGCCGCUAUGGAACUCUUCUUCCAAGCUGACGGUCGUACUGGCUCUUUCGUGAUGGGUGGUGAAUCAUUCUCCGCAUCUCUGCUUGAUCUUCCAGCAGUAGUGGAGUCCUGGAAAACAUAUGAUGACAACUCGCUCGUGAAAACGGCAGAUGUGGGGCAGAUGAUAGUGGUGAGGGAGCCGUCAGAGGCAGAGCGGCCCAUGGAGGGACCAGAGAGUCGCAAUGGCCUCACUCCUCCCAUGCGGGACGUGCGGAGACGACGCUUCAGACGCGAGCCCGACCUCAAUCUGGAAGUGAUGGAGCAUGAGGAGGCAGAGGAAGGGGAUGAGGGGGAAGGAGGGGAGGGGGAAGGGGAGGGGAAGGAGGGAGAGGAGGAAGGAGGGGAGGUGGAAGGGUUGGGAGGCAAGAAGAAGAGAGGAGGGAAGGUGGGGGUUAGGGGAGGGGGGCGAGGAGGAAGAGGGGGGCGGGGGGGACGGGGGAGGGGAGGUGGGAGGGGAGUGGGAGCUGGGGGAAGGGGGCGAGGGAGGGGGUUAGGGAGAGGGGUAGGAGGAGGGGGGAGAGGUGGGGGAAGAGGUGUGGGGGAAGGAGCGGGGAGAGGAGGGGGUAGAGGGGGUGGGAGGGGGAGGGGAAGAGGGAGAGGGAUGAAGAGAAAGGAGGUUGAGGAGGCGGAGAAUGCUGAGGAGGAUACGGAAGGUGGAGGGAAGAGUAGGAAAGUGGGUGAGGGGGGAGAGGAUGAAGAGGGUGAUGCAGAUGUAGGUGAGCCUGAGAAGGGAUAUAACAAAGAAGAGGAGGGUCAUGCGGGGGAAGAGGGAGAGGAGGAAGAGAGGGAUGAGAGGGAGGGAGGUGAGAGAGAAGACGAAGAACCGGAUGAAGAUGCACAUGGGGAGGAGGCAGAAGAGGAGGGUGAUAUGGGUGGGGGAGGAGUACCAGAUGAAGAGGAAGGGGAGGAAGAGAGGGAUGGAGAGGAGGGUAGGGAUGGAGGGAGUGUAGCGGGAGGGGAGGUGGAGGAAGGGGGUAGUAGUGAGGAAGAGGGGAGGGAUGGCGAUGGGUUUGUGGAUGUAGAUGAAGAUGAGGAAGAGCCCUAUUAG
Molecule: messenger RNA, 1176 nt
Organism: Closterium sp. Yama58-4
Lineage: Eukaryota; Viridiplantae; Streptophyta; Zygnematophyceae; Desmidiales; Closteriaceae
Source: the annotation of a GenBank genome assembly